This is a messenger RNA of Clonostachys rhizophaga, 912 nucleotides long. Lineage: Eukaryota; Fungi; Ascomycota; Sordariomycetes; Hypocreales; Bionectriaceae. The record is from the annotation of a GenBank genome assembly.
AUGGACAACCCCAACGCCCAAACCCCGAUCCUCCAGCUGCCAUCCGAUGCCUUCCACGCCCUCGCCAAGGAGCUCCCCGACCACGCCAAGGUCCUCUUGUCCCAAACAUGCCGCGGCAUCAGGCACAUGCUCCAGAAGGAGAAGAUUGUGCGAGCGCUCUCAGGCCCCGAGCACGUCAGGCUCCUCGUCCAACUCUCCCGCGGCAAUCCCAGGGUCUGGGCAUGCGCAGAAUGCAAGAGGAGGCAUCGUGUCACCGAGGGGGAUCUCUCGGGAAACAGUCGGUUCUCAUCUUGCCCCAAUCGCAAUCGGAAGUUCUCACAGCGUCGCGAGGGAGUGUUCACGGUCAGCUACGCCCGGGUCCAGCUGGCAUUGAAGUACUCCCGGUUCGCAAUUGCCAAUGAGAGGAUCAGCUCCGACCUCGAGAAGCUCAUGAGGCGCGAGAGCAGCAUCCAGAAAAUCAAGCACAGGCGUCGCCACGCGGAAUUCGCCUUGUACUCGCGCCCGAGGGUGAUUGACGGGAGGUUCCUGGUGAAGUACACCUGGAGAUAUAAACUGGGCACCCUCUCGUACAUGCCCUCAAAUAUGCCGUCCAUAAUAGUGUGCGAUCACCAGCGGCUCGCACCACCGGCCGAGGGCGUCGUCUGCGAGGAGAGGACGCAGCUCGUCCGGGCCGUGCAGGAAGCGCUGUUUGGUGACCGAAAAGGCGUUGAGUACUGCGGCAGCUGCCCCUUUUGCCCGACCGACUUUGCUGUCCGGGAUUUUGACCAUUGCAUGCGCAUUGACGCCUGGAAAGACUUUGGGCCCGAAGACGGUCCCAGUAAUCCCACCUGGAUGUCUCAUCACCUCUCUCAAGCUCAGCGGACUCCCAGUGAUCGGGGAAGGGUUCGCCGGCUAUAUUAUGAGAUUGAUUAA